Molecule: messenger RNA, 1218 nt
Organism: Closterium sp. NIES-65
Lineage: Eukaryota; Viridiplantae; Streptophyta; Zygnematophyceae; Desmidiales; Closteriaceae
Source: the annotation of a GenBank genome assembly
GCAGGGAGAGGAGGGAAGGUGGAGGAGAAGAUUGAGAAGGACCUAGUCACAAGGAAGCAGCAGCUGCUGGAGCAAGCCGUUCAGGAGCUGCGAGCCAAGUUUGGGCGGGAGGCAGUGAUGGUUCUGGGCGGCACUGAGGCGGACUUGGCCGCCCACCGCGUCCCAGUCAUCCCCUCAGGCUCCAUCGCCCUAGAUUCCGCCCUCGGGAUUGGGGGCUUCCCACGGGGCCGAGUGGUGGAGAUCUAUGGGCCCGAGGCAACGGGCAAGACUACCCUGGCGCUACAUGUGGUGGCAGAGGCUCAGAAGAGAGGAGGUGCGGCUUACUUUGUGGAUGCGGAGCAUUCGCUCGACAUUGACCUUGCAAAGGCCCUGGGGGUGGAUAUGACUCGCAUGCACCUGUCUCAGCCUGAUAGUGGGGAGACAGGCCUGGCUCUGGUGGAUCAGAACGUCAGGAGUGGUGCCUAUGACGUCAUUGUGGUGGACAGCGUGGCAGCGCUGGUGCCCCAAGCGGAGCUGGAAGGAGAGAUGGGGGACUCCUUCAUAGCCCUGCAGGCACGCAUGAUGUCUCAGGCGCUGAGGAAGCUGUCAGGGGCGCUCAACCGCUCGCAGGCAGUGCUCAUCUUCGUCAAUCAGGUGCGGUCGAAGCUCAUGAUGGGAGGGCCAGGCAUGGGCAUGCCGGUGGAGGUGACGUCGGGGGGGAAUGCGCUCAAGUUCUAUGCGUCGCUGCGACUGCACAUUAAGAGAGUGGCGCAGCUGAAGCAGGGAGAAAAGAUUGUUGGUAACCGCGUGCGCGUAACUGUGAACAAGAACAAGCUUGCGCCGCCCUUCCGCACGGCAGAAUUCGACAUUGAGUUUGGCCACGGGAUAUCCCGGGAGGGGGAACUCCUGGAUUUGGGGGUGAAAGAAGGCUUGCUUACGCUGUCUGGUGCGUGGUACAAAAAGGAUGGUGAAGUGAUCGGGCAGGGGAAGGAAGGCGCGAGGAACUUUCUUAAGGAGAACGUGGAGGUUGCGAGGGAGAUUGAGGAGGGGAUUAGGGAGAGGCUGGGUGGACGGAGGAGAGAGGUCGAUGGGGAGGGUAAGAAGGGGGGAGUGGAGGGAGGGAAAGGUGUGGAAAGUGGAGAGGGAGGGAAAGAGGAGGGAAGUGAGGAGGAGAGUGAGGGAGAAGAGAUUAGUUUGGAAGUUGUUGACAGCAGUGUUGUCACUGGAGUGUCCGGUUAA